Molecule: messenger RNA, 924 nt
Organism: Dermacentor silvarum
Lineage: Eukaryota; Metazoa; Arthropoda; Arachnida; Ixodida; Ixodidae
Exons: 3
Coding region: 47-907 (286 amino acids)
Biological process (GO): positive regulation of DNA-templated transcription
Cellular component (GO): nuclear body
Source: RefSeq, a predicted model, not a curated record
CUCUUUACACGGGCACUCUCAACUGCCAUUGAGCUGAUGGCAGUUGAUGUCAAUGGCAGUUUACCGAAUUUACACGGCAACUCCAACUGCCAUCGACAUCUCAACGAUCGUUGGCCUCAACGGAGGUCGAGGGUCUCAGUUGACAGCCCUGAACGGAGACGGAAAGAUGGCGGCCUCCGUGGAUGAGAACGUGCCACCCGCAACUGCCGAUGCUGCGAAGCGUUUUGUGUGGACGAGGUCCAUGACGGACAUAUUAAUCAAUAUUUGGGAAGAUUAUUUACCUCAUCUGCGCGCUCAUAAGCAUAAUGCCCAUGUUUACGACGCCAUGACGGAGGACUUCAACAAGGCGGCCGGCGGGACCUCUGUGACCACAAAACAGCUGCGCCACAAGAUUGAAAAUUUGGGGCAACAGUACAGACAAAAGGGCAAGACGGCCACUGGGUCAGCACCAGUGAGCUGGCCGUACUACAGCCGCCUGCAUCGGUUUCUGGGAUCUUUGCCGGCAAACGACCUCAGCCUCGUAGAAGAGAGCUUGCAGGUGGACGUGGUCACAGAAGCCGAGGAUGGGGCUGAAGUGAUAGAGUCUUGGGAAGCACGUGCGGACACGCCCCAUAUUGUCGCUCCGGAGGACGGCGAAGUCUCGCUGGCAAGCCAAGCCGCUCUGGAACCAACAACGCGUGCCACCCCUGAUCAGGGAACACGUGGCAGUGCCCGCAGGAAGCGGGCACACACAUCAGUUAUUGAGAGAGUGGCUCAACUUGUUGAAAUUGAGUCGGAAAGAUCCAACAAAAUUGCAAAGAAAGAGCUGAAGCUCGCAAAGAAGGCGCUGAAGCUGCAAGAGGAGUCGAAUGAACUCCAUAGAAAUCUUGUCUCUAUUCUGGGAAACCAUUAUGGCAAUCUGCCGUGAAUAAACAGCAGUGGUGU